UAGGCAGACAGACUCUCACCGGAAGCUCCAGGUAGAGCGGAGCCACAGCCCAAGACCGGCGGCAGACAGAAAGCCAAGGUGAGCAAGAACUGAACGAACAGGAUUUGCUCUUAUGCUUUAAUAACGGUUCCCCGAAAAAAAAAACUGUGCCAACGAUGGCUUUAACUCAAGAAACCAUUAUUACUUACUUGCUGAAACGGGACGGCAAAGCAAAGAACUCCGAGUUUCUGAGUGAGUUCAAAGGUCCUUUAAACUGCACCGAUCUCGCGGAAAAGAAACAGAACAGGGAUCUCUUCAAGACUUUCGUGAACAACGUCGCCGUAGUUAAAGAAAUAGAUGGCGAAAAGCAUAUCGUCCUUAAGAAAAGAUAUUCGCAUUUGUUGAAAGAGAUCCCGACGUUAACGGAUCAAAGAACAGAGUUUGGGGAAAGUUCAGACGCCUCACCUGACGCUCCCGCGGAACUGAGUGGACCGUGUGAUGGCGAAGGAAACGAAAGCUCUAAUCUGGCGAAACAGAAAGAGAACUCAAAUCUCGAUAAUAGCAACGCGUCACCUCUCGCAGACACUGAUUGCGGUGAUAGUAACAGCGAUAGUAACAGCGACAAAGAACCGUCGCCCGUGGAACGGGCAUUGCAAAGAAGCAGAGAUAUGGAUUCAGUCAGGCUGCACACAGGGACGCAAAAUGUUAGUAGCAUACAGUCAUGUAAAGUACUCCAAGUCAAUAGCUUGAAAGACAAUGAGGCGAAACCCUCCGUUUCACGAGCUGGGCGUACUGAUGGGACAGCUAAGUCGGGAGCCACUGCGCCCCAAAAGCCUUACAUGUUGCCCUUGAGAAUGCCACCACCAGAACGCAAGGUCAUCGCCGAUGUCCCCGAGCCGGGCGCUAAGGACAAGCCCCCGGGGACCGUCAACCACGGCCGAGAGCUUGACAGGUCCCCCAGGACCAAGAGGAGGCCGUUCGAGGAGCUCCAGCCCCCGGGUUCGCCGCACCCGAGGCGGUGUCAGAAGAGCGCCAAGCCCGCCGAGGAGGCCAAGUAUUCCGCGACGGUCCCGCUGGAGUCCAGGGAGCACGAGUGGCUGGUGAAGUCCGCCGCGGGGCACUGGAGCCAGGUGCACGGCCUCCUGCUCCGGGACGCCGAGCUCGCGCUGAAGAAGGACUUCAUGUCGGGCUUCACCGCCCUCCACUGGGCGGCGAAGGGCGGCCACUGCGAGAUGGUGCGCACCAUCGUCGAGCUGUGCCGGCGCGGCCGCGCCGACUUCGACGUCGACGCCCGGAGCCACGGCGGGUACACGGCGCUGCACGUCGCCGCCAUCCACGACCGGCGGGCGGCGAUCGUCCUGCUCGCCCGCGACUUCGGCGCCGACGUGCACGUGCGGGACAACGGCGGCAAGAAGGCCCGCCACUACCUGCGGGGGGACGCGCCGGACGAGGUGAGGGAGCUGCUGGGCGAGCCGCGGGCCGAGCCGCGGGAGCGCGCGCACGAGAGGGACGGCGGGGACGAGCACCUCGCCGACGUUUCGAGGGGCCUCGGCACGAUCGGCAGGCUGUUCCAGCCGCACGCCGCCGGGCCGAGGAGGAGGCACAGGCAGCGGCCGGGCUUCCUGUCCGUGACCUGCGAGGACGUGGAGGACGAGGGCGAGGAGAGCCCGCCGAGGAACAGAAGCUUCUCGGACCUUUUCAAGCACGGCGGGCUGGCGCCGCACUGAAGGUGCCAAGGGUUCGCCGUCGAAUACUACUCUCACCCUGCAAGUGUGUUGUCAAAUGAAAUGGGAGUUCAGUGUUAAAUCAACUCUACGAGAGUACAUAUGGUCACUAUUGGACUCAUGCAGAUACCCUGUUAGAGCCAAAUUCAUGUUCAGCGCAAAAAUGCUCAGUGUUAAAUCAACUCUAUCAGAGUACAUAUAGUCCCUGUUAUGUCCCACACUCUCAGAAAUAAAGGUACACCACGGUACAAAUUCUGUGCAAGUACAAAACUGUACCUCUGAAGGUACUGGUGACAAGCGAUUGUACCUUUCUAGGUACUGAAUGGUACCUUUUUUACUGAGAGCGUAUGUUAGAGUUGAAUUAACACGGGAUAUUUUACUAUGUGGUGGACACAUAAUUAGAUGGUUGUGGGAUCUUUAUAACAAUAUGUUUUCAUAAUAUGAAAGUGGGCUAUAUGUCUGUCCUCUUGAAUGAAACAAAUCAUUCUUAUUAUUAGUUCAGGUUUUUGGCAUUAUGUAGCAAUGUAGCAUUUGUAAGAAUUAUAAUAACAGUGCAUGUGGAUUAUAAUGUACAAAAACACACACUGUUUUAAUUAUUGAUAAGAGCGUGGGGCGGAGUACCUUAUAGCCUACUGUGACUCACUUUAUGAAAACAUAUCAAAAUAUUGAUACGAGUGAGUGCAGUGAAAAUAUGUGCAGUCCGUCUGAAUUACUCCAGUAUUUUACUGUUUGUGCCUUCAGACCUAAUCCAUGCAUUGAAUCAGUGUAUUACCAUAUUAUAAUUUUUAUUACUUUGAAACAUGAGUAAUGAAAUAAAUUAAUUGUUUUUCUUGUCUGUAACUGUUUUUUUUCUUAAUUGAAGCGGGUGCAGGGCUGUUCAGUUUGUUUUUGUGUAAGUGUGCAUGCCUCUCUGUAUCUUGUUUAAACAGAUAUCGCUUGUAGUGUUGCCAAAAUACACAGAACACAGUUUCUGUCGGGAAUGUUUGCCAAGAAAACAGUUAUGAUGUAUAACGUGUAAUCAAGAAAAAAAAAAGAAAAAAAAAAAAAAGCUGUUCUUUGGUCCUGGAGUCCUCAGGUCAAUACGACAUGAGUUAUGGUCUUGGCCUGCUAUAGAUAGAAUCGGUUAUUCAAAAAUAACACUUUGCACAUAUUUAUUAAUAUGCGGGCGCAGUUUUUAACACAUCUCUGAGAGACGAGGG
Messenger RNA from Anguilla anguilla (European eel), 2902 nucleotides. RefSeq names its product ankyrin repeat domain-containing protein SOWAHA-like. Bases 156 to 1706 code for a protein of 516 amino acids. The transcript has a single exon. NCBI's taxonomy places the organism in Eukaryota, Metazoa, Chordata, Actinopteri, Anguilliformes, Anguillidae. The record is from RefSeq and is a predicted model, not a curated record. Gene Ontology annotation, molecular function: protein binding.